This is a messenger RNA of Pelagomonas calceolata, 1677 nucleotides long. The record is from the annotation of a GenBank genome assembly. Lineage: Eukaryota; Pelagophyceae; Pelagomonadales; Pelagomonadaceae.
AUGUCGCGCACGAUCCGCCCUAGCAGCGGCGGCCGAGGCGACCUCAAGAUUUGCAAGCCGCCGUGCCCGCGCAAGAGCGUCCGGUACCGCAAAAGUAAAAAGGAGGCCGACAAGGACGUGGUGUGGUGCAACGACUGCGACGGCUUUGUGGAUAAGGUAAGGCGCGGCACCGGCGGUCGGGCGGCAGGCGGCCGGGGACGCGGCGGCGGCCAGGACCCGUCCGACGGCCAGCGCCUCGGGAGCGGUUCGGUCAACCCGCGCGACGCCGCACGCAACGCGGCGAUCGCCCGCCUGGAGGGCGUCGACAACCCGCCGCCGAAGCGACCCAGGGUUGCCGGUCCCGCGUUCCACGGCAACAACGAGGGCGCCGGGCUGCGUGUCGGCGGCGCACCGCUCGCGCCCGACCGCGAGCGCGAGCGCGCGCGCCAGGAUGCCAUUCGGCGAGACCUCGCGCGGCUCCACGCGGCCGCGACGCCGUACGCUGCGGACGACGCGACGCGCAUCCAGCGUAUGCCCGCGCCGUCGCGCCGAUACUUCCCGCGCGACGGCCCGGACGACGACGCGACGGCGGUGGCCGCCGACGGUGCGACUCUAGGACCGAAGCCCUUGGCCGACGGUUCCGUCGUCGUCGACUACGCGUUCCAAGUGCCAACGCUCGGUCCGGGCCUGUCCCAGGGCACGCCGGCCGUCGUGAACGUGUCCGGCGGCCGCGCCCAGGUCGAGAGCUUCGCGCGGUAUGUCGCGAACCGCGACGCCGGCAAGGACCGCCACGUCGUCUUCUGCCCGACGCGCGGGCGCGCGGCGCCCGGGAAGCUCCUGGACUUCCGCGGUUUUGCAGAAGAAUCCGCGGCCGACGCAGCGACGCUGUUCUGCUACGUCGUCGACCCGGCGGAGGCGGACGCGUACCGCGACGUCGUGGGCUUCGGGGACGACCCUCGCACGACGCCGUUGCUCUUCGCGCUGCCGGAGGCGGGCCGCCGCGUGGGCUUCGCGCGCUUCUGCGUCCUCGAGUUCUGCCGCGGCGCCGUGCUACUGAGUCGCGCGCCGGGCGUCGCGCACCGGGCGCCGUGCUGCGUGCCGCGCUGCUGGAUGGUCGACGACAACGUCCGGAGCGUCAAGCAGUGGGGCCCCUCGGGCCUUCAGGCCGACGACGUGGCGGCGUCGUUCCUUGAUGUGCUCCGGACUGUCGGGCGCCUCAAGGUCGCGCGCGACUACGCGGCCGUCGGCAUCGCGUCGUCGGGCAAGGGCACCGUGUCGCGCGGCGAGCGCUUCGCCGUGGACGCGAAGGCGACGUCCAUCUUCAAGUUCUGCCGCUUCGAGCUCGCGCAGUGCGCCGGCCUGAGCUUCGAGCCGCGGCUCCGGUGGGCCGAGGACGUUGCCUUCUCCCAGGCCGCGCUCGCGUCGGGCAAGAAGCUCCUCAAGGUCAACUCGUGUGUCUUCUGGCAGGGGCGCCUGCGCGACGGCGGCUGCGGCGCCGAGCGCGCGCUCGCGGCGCGCCCGGGCGGCGCGCCGCUCCUCGAGGACGGCGAGCACGCAAAGACCGCGACGGUACGACUCCUCGAGGCGUGGAUCGCGGCGUGGCGGCGCGCGCCGCCGGGCCGGGAGAGGCUCCGGGUCGCGGACGUCCCGCAGCAGCAGGACGACGACGGCGACGACGUGAUCGUCAUUGAUGAUUGA